Messenger RNA from Acanthopagrus latus (yellowfin seabream), 1093 nucleotides. RefSeq names its product jupiter microtubule associated homolog 1-like. Gene Ontology annotation, cellular component: nucleus. The record is from RefSeq and is a predicted model, not a curated record. The transcript has 5 exons. Bases 153 to 677 code for a protein of 174 amino acids. Lineage: Eukaryota; Metazoa; Chordata; Actinopteri; Spariformes; Sparidae.
CAGAACCGUCGGAUCUGGUCUUCGUUAUGUUUUUCAGUGUCGGGUGGAGCCUACAUCCUGUCGCAUCUCUGCGGGGAAGGUGGAGGACUUUUUUUUUUUAGUUUCUCACUGACUGUUUGUUGCUGCCGAGACAUCGAAAAUACUCUAUAAAGAUGACGACGACCACCACUUUCCAAGGAAUGAGCCCUGGCUCUAAAAGCAGUUCCAGGGUGCUACGGCCGCCAGGAGGGGAAACCAGCUUCUCUUUCGGCACGGAUGAAAACACGACCCCCCAGCGAAAGAGCAAGAUGGCCUCCAGCAUCUUUGCAGAACCUGAUGACCCCCAUGCUCAUCGGAGGAACAAUCCACCCAGUGGGGCACCCACAGGAACCCUGUGCGGGGAGCCCUCUGCCCCACUUAGGCGGUGCCAGCAGCCUCUUCUCUUCCCCAAGAACCCUCAACCAGAACUGACCACCAUCCACAACUCUGGGGCAGCCUUGGUGUGGAGCCAGAGACAAGAGGUUCCAAAUGGAGAACAGGAAAAUGAUGUAGAGUGUGCUGAAGAUGUGGAGCAGCAGGACCCAGAGCAGCAGCAGAAGGAGGUGCCACAGCCCUCCGACCCAUCGGGAGGUGCCAAUGCUGCCGCAGGUGGCCGAAGAAACCCACCUGGUGGCAAGUCCAGCCUCAUCCUGGGUUGAGACCACUUUUUUUUUUUUUCAUUCGAACGCUCUUUUUUAUUUUUUAAAGAUAAAUGCCCCCAACCACUCUUCCUCCUCAUCGAACUGUCACCUCCUUCCCUCCUUCACCUUCUUCACAUGCACUCAUACUGUCACGUCCAUGGACCCCCGUGUCCUCUCCCUCCACCCUCAAACCUUUUGUUUUGAUCCUUUUUUCUAUUAAAAGAAGAAAACUGUUGACAAAAGCACUUUAUGUAUCUCUUCCCCUCCCUCCCUGUCCAUUUCAGCCCAUCCUGUAGUGCAUCGCGCCUGCUGGAAAAGGCAUGACGUAUAGCUUGUCCCUCAUUCUUCCCUGUUGUAAAUGGUAAAGGAAAAAAAUACUAAAAAAGAUUUGAUGCGUGGAUUUCUAAAUACAAUAAAGAUUGAUAUGAAUUUCC